Molecule: messenger RNA, 2654 nt
Organism: Pangasianodon hypophthalmus (striped catfish)
Lineage: Eukaryota; Metazoa; Chordata; Actinopteri; Siluriformes; Pangasiidae
Gene: svopa
Product: SV2 related protein a
Exons: 16
Coding region: 153-1790 (545 amino acids)
Biological process (GO): transmembrane transport
Cellular component (GO): membrane
Molecular function (GO): transmembrane transporter activity
Source: RefSeq, a predicted model, not a curated record
UGUGUGUGUGUGUGUGUGUGUGUGUGUGUGUGUGUGUUUUAUGGCCGUUCGCUGUCCGGCGGCUCGCGGUGCUGAAAUCACGGCGCACAACAACAACAACAGCAACAAUAAGAAUGUAAGAGCGAUGAAAGCCACAAGCGGAGAUUUCCAUCAUGGACGAUGAUCUGUUCCAGCUCAGACAGCUGCCCGUGGUGAAGUUUCGGCGUACAGGCGAUAGCACGUAUUCAGAGUAUGAGUGUGGAACGAGGGAUCAGAUGGUGCAGGUCGAAGGCGGAAACAUUGACGCAGGGUCUGUGGCUCUGUCUGACGGAGCUCCAGUACCGCAAGAGUUUGCCAACCCCACUGACGAUACCUUCAUGGUGGAAGAUGCUGUGGAGGCCAUUGGCUUUGGUCCAUUUCAGUGGAAGCUUUCUAUCCUCACAGGCCUUUCCUGGAUGGCAGAUGCCAUGGAGAUGAUGAUCCUCAGUAUCUUGGCCCCUCAGCUGCACUGUGAGUGGAGGCUCCCCAACUGGGAGGUGGCACUGCUCACUUCGGUGGUGUUUAUCGGCAUGAUGACCAGCUCUUCAUUAUGGGGGAACAUAUCUGAUAAAUAUGGGCGAAAAACAGGUCUGAAGAUGAGUGUCCUGUGGACUCUGUUCUAUGGCGUCCUCAGUGCAUUCGCCCCUAUUUAUGGCUGGAUUUUGUUCCUCCGAGCUCUGGUCGGUUUUGGUAUUGGAGGAGCUCCUCAGUCAGUGACGCUGUAUGCUGAGUUUCUGCCCAUGCGCUCCAGAGCUACAUGCAUUCUGCUCAUUGAGGUGUUCUGGGCUCUGGGCACGGUGUUUGAGGUGCUGCUGGCGAUUCUGGUCAUGCCGACGUUGGGCUGGCGCUGGCUACUCGCUCUGUCUACAAUCCCACUCUUCAUCUUCGCCAUCCUCUGCUUUUGGCUUCCUGAGAGUGCCCGCUAUGACGUUCUGUCUGGAAACCAGGAGAAAGCUCUGAACACACUCAAACGCAUCGCUACGGAGAAUAAAGUUCCCAUGCCACUGGGCAAACUGAUAGUGGCACGCCAGGAGGACAGAGGGAAGAUUAAGGAUCUAUUCUUGCCUCAUUUCCGCUGGACUACAGUUCUCCUCUGGUUCAUAUGGUUCUCCAAUGCGUUCUCUUACUAUGGCCUUGUACUGCUGACCACAGAGCUUUUCCAGGAGGGCGGCGCCUGUGGACAGACUAACGGCAGUAAAACAGAGCCGAGGUGUAACCUGGAGUGCAAGUACCUGAACUCGGAUGACUACAAAGACCUGCUGUGGACGACGCUUUCAGAAUUCCCAGGUCUUCUGGUGACGCUGUGGGCGAUCGAUAGGCUGGGGAGGAGGAAGACCAUGGCGCUGUGUUUCCUCGUCUUUUCACUCUGCAUCGUGCCGCUCUAUGCCUGCGUGGGCAGGACAUCUUUAACAGUGCUGAUCUUUAUUGCGAGGGCGUUUAUUGCCGGAGGUUUCCAGGCAGCUUACGUUUACACACCUGAGGUGUAUCCGACAGCGACGCGGGCUCUGGGUCUGGGCACGAGCAGUGGCAUGGCCCGUGUUGGGGCUCUCAUCACACCUUUCGUGGCUCAGGUGAUGCUGGAGUGGUCAGUGUAUCUGACUCUGUCGGUAUACUGUUGCUGCUGCCUGCUGGCCGCCGUGGCAUCGUGUGCUUUACCCAUAGAGACAACGGGCCGAGGCCUCCAGGAGUCCAGCCACAGAGAGUGGGGCCAGGAGAUGAAGGGCCGAGACUCCAUCCCUCGCUCUAACUCCUCAUCCACCUCCCAGCAAUGAGAGAGGUGGAGAGAGGGUAGGAUGGAAUAGGGAGAGAAAAGUGAGAUGAUGAUGAUAAUGGAGGGGAAAAUAAGGACAGAUGAAGAAAAUAGACAGGGGAUAGACAGAAGGUCAUUAGAGGAACAAGGGUAAGUAAAAAGAUUGAGAGAAGGAAAUGAUGAAGGGAAAUCAAAGUUAAAAAAAGAAAUGGGGCAGACAGAGACUUAUAGAAGGGGGAGAAAGAGAAGUUUAUUUGUAUAAUAUAUGAAGAAAAUGGAGUCAAGCAUCAAAGCCUGAAUUAUGCCUGAAUUAUGAAUCACAUGAGUCAUGUAGUCACAUGAGACUAUUUGAUUCAGCGAGUCAGUGAUUCAGUGGGACAAAUGCUUGUUGGACUUCUGUAUUCUCAUAUAUACUGGACCAGUGUGUAUCCCAGCUGCUGAAAGCAGACACACACAUCAGGAGCUGCUUGAUGACUGUAAUCACACUAAUCCACCUGUGUUAAUUAUUAUCUCAGACAAAAGCUUGAUAAUGUUCGCUGUGGAUGAUGUUCAACAUUCAGUGGAUAGUUCACGCAGAUAUUAAUCAUUAGCACUGCUGAUAAGGAAAUGGUGGUCGGUAGGAGCCUAUUAGCAUGAUGCAGAUGAGGUUGUGCUAACAGAUCUCGCUACAUUGCUUUUGACCUUAUUAGCUUGUUUUUCUUUUUAAAGAGUUAAAUUUCUCAUACGAGAGAACAAACUAAGAAUUAAAGCAAAAAUGAGAUUGAAACAAUUUCACACUUAUCCCAAAUGUUGCCUAUUAACUAAGACAUGUUUGGUGUCUGUAGAUUGCUUCUUUAGUUUUGCACUAGAGUUACAGUCAGGUCCAUAAGUAUUUGGACAGUAAUAC